Messenger RNA from Frieseomelitta varia, 428 nucleotides. RefSeq lists its product as uncharacterized. The record is from RefSeq and is a predicted model, not a curated record. The transcript is spliced from 2 exons. Lineage: Eukaryota; Metazoa; Arthropoda; Insecta; Hymenoptera; Apidae. Bases 1 to 402 code for a protein of 133 amino acids.
AUGAAUCCCGUGAAACUGCGAUUUUACACCGAAAGAUACGAAAAGGAGAAGAGGCACUUUCGGCUUCGGGAGGAGUUCGUCGCGACCGCGCGCACAAAACCUCUGACCGGCAAAUUCUACGCGAAGCACGACGCGAUCCCGCCGUCCGAAAUUCUACAGGAAUACGUCGACUUGAUCUCGAAACGGUUGAUCCUCACGCCGAAGGACGUUUACGCGUUCAAGCCCCCGACGGUGAAUAUGUUGUACGGUUGGUUUUCGGAACCCCUGAUACCGCGAACGAACGAUCCGAGGUUACAAUUCCACCGGAAACAGACGGAUUUCAUCUCUAACGAGCUUCGAAUACGGCAUGUUCAGAGAGGCCUGCCGGUCGAAAAGUUUGUAGGAAUGCCUUUCAAGGUUUAGAACGAGGCCGUACAGCCGCGAUCGUC